Messenger RNA from Dipodomys ordii (Ord's kangaroo rat), 951 nucleotides. Its product is annotated as olfactory receptor 1086-like. Gene Ontology annotation, biological process: G protein-coupled receptor signaling pathway; sensory perception of smell. Bases 1 to 951 code for a protein of 316 amino acids. The record is from RefSeq and is a predicted model, not a curated record. NCBI's taxonomy places the organism in Eukaryota, Metazoa, Chordata, Mammalia, Rodentia, Heteromyidae. Gene Ontology annotation, molecular function: olfactory receptor activity; G protein-coupled receptor activity; odorant binding. The transcript has a single exon. Gene Ontology annotation, cellular component: membrane.
AUGAAGAAUAUCACUGAAGUGACUCUGUUCAUACUGAAAGGCUUCACAGACAACGCUCAGCUGAAGGUUUUCUUCUUUCUCCUGUUUCUGCUAAUUUACCUUUUCACCCUUGUGGGAAAUUUAGGACUGAUUGUAUUGGUCAUUGGGGAUUCUCGACUCCACAACCCUAUGUACUAUUUCCUGAGCGUCUUGUCUUCCAUAGAUGCUUUCUAUUCUUCUCUCAUCACCCCAAACAUGUUAGCAGAUCUGAUGUCAAGGAAGAAAGUCAUUCCGCUGUCUGGCUGUGCGGCGCAGUUGUUUCUUGCUGUGACGUGUGGGACCACAGAAUGCUUUCUAUUGGCUGUCAUGGCUUAUGAUCGCUACGUAGCCAUCUACAACCCCCUUCUCUACACAGUGAGCAUGUCACCCAGAGUCUAUGUGGCCCUCAUCGUGGCUUCCUUUAUCGCUGGCUUUAUCCAUGCCACAAUUCACACGGUGGCCACUUUCAGGCUGUCCUUCUGUGGCUCCAACGAAAUCAGGCACGUCUUCUGUGAUAUCCCAGCUCUCCUGGCAAUUUCUUGUUCUGACACUCAUUUAAACCAGCUGCUCCUCUUCUACUGCGCGGGGUCUAUUGAGCUGGUCACCAUCCUGAUUGUCCUGGUCUCCUACGGCUUCAUUCUGGCUGCGAUCCUGCAGAUGCGUUCUGCUGAAGGGAAGCGAAAGGUCUUCUCUACCUGCGGCUCUCACCUGACGGCAGUGUCGGUUUUCCAGGGCACAGCUGUGUUCACCUACGUCAGGCCCAGCUCUAAUUAUGCGCUGGAGCAUGACGUGAUCGUGUCGCUCUUUUACACCAUUGUGAUCUCCAUGCUGAACCCCGUGAUCUACAGCCUGAGGAACAGGGAUGUACAGGCAGCCAUGCACAAAGUGUUGGGGAAAACGCGGUUCAUCAAGAACGUGUGCUUCUCCUAUUAA